This is a messenger RNA of Rhopalosiphum maidis (corn leaf aphid), 2000 nucleotides long. RefSeq names its product beta-1,4-N-acetylgalactosaminyltransferase bre-4-like. Gene Ontology annotation, molecular function: N-acetyl-beta-glucosaminyl-derivative 4-beta-N-acetylgalactosaminyltransferase activity. The transcript has 7 exons. Gene Ontology annotation, biological process: carbohydrate metabolic process; glycosphingolipid biosynthetic process. Lineage: Eukaryota; Metazoa; Arthropoda; Insecta; Hemiptera; Aphididae. Bases 444 to 1760 code for a protein of 438 amino acids. The record is from RefSeq and is a predicted model, not a curated record.
CGUUUGCACGCUGCGGUGUAACAACCAUUAAACGAAUAAAGCUGCGGUCAGCUAGGUUAACUACCGACUAAUGUCGCCGAUGUUCUUUAGAACCGGCAAAACAAACCGUCUUACAGCGUAAUGUCCCUAUAACAGUAAUAGUUUUCAUGUGCCGCGAGUAUUCGUCGCCGCACUGCAGUGCCCGUCGGCGGUGGUCGAUUGACAUUCGUACACGCGAUAUGACCGCGCGGCUACAGCUGCAGCUUUCGCGUCGUUGUCCCGGACAGAAACCGUCGACGAGAUCAUCAACGACGUUCAUUCGAACAACAUGCGAACCGUAUUGUCGUUCCUAUAAUAUUAUCGUAUUAUAAUACCACAAAUAUCGAGUUUCGCGUGUCCUUGUCAGUUGCCCGCAAAGGAUUGCGUCCAUGUCAGGCGAGCCAUGAGGCUUAUCAUUUCAUGUCAUGGUGGUAGUGAGAGUACAGAAAGCCCGAGUAUUUCGCUACACGCCGACCGCAAAGAUCUGGGCAUGGACAAUCAAGGUGCUUCCGUUCGUUUUAGUGUUGCUCGUCGUUUUCGCCAUGUGCUUCUUAGCUAUAACUCGCGCUCCAGCUUUACAAAAACGAAAUUCUUUGAAGGUCAACAGCUUACAAGUGGCAAAAUUAAAACCAGAUCCAGCUAGCAGUGCACAGAAUAAAGAUUUCCAGUUAGAACGUUUGUUGAAGUCUAAACCGCCAAGCCUUCAUUUGUUCAUCACUCAGUUAAAGAAUGAAGCUAACGGAUACUGUAUGGGAAAAUUAGCUGAAUUGCACAGAAAUGCGGAGAAGUCGAAUAUUAUUUCAGAAAGACUAGAGCCAUGUCGACCAAAACCAUGGUGUCCAAAAAUACCACCAGUGUUAUACGGUGCUGAGAAAUUGGAUAGUGUCGCCGUUAAUAUGACCGAAGAGGAAAUCGUGGACGCAGUUGGAUCAAUGGGCGUCGGCGGUUCUUGGGCACCGGAUGAUUGUAAAGCUAGACACUCAGUGUGCAUCAUCAUACCCUAUAGGGACAGAAAAGAUCAUUUAUGGACAUUGUUGUACAGGCUCAUUCCGGUGUUGAAAAGACAACAGUUGGAUUUCAAAAUAUUUGUCGUCGAACAGGUCAGUAAUGUAACGUUCAAUAAAGGAGCAAUUAUGAAUGCAGCUUUUUUGACGAUUUACCGUACGUACGGCCUACGUGGUGAGGGUGAUUGGCAUAAAGGGUUAUACGGCUGCUAUGUCUUCCAUGACGUGGAUAUGUUGCCAGAGGACGACAGAAACAUGUACAGUUGUCCGGAAUUUCCCAGACACCUUUCAGUGGCCGUCAAUGAAUUUAAAUAUCAAUUACCUUACCACAAAUUGGUGGGAGGAGUGUUCAACAUAAGACCGGAUCAUUAUUUACUCGUCAACGGGUACUCAAAUCUAUUUUGGGGUUGGGGUGGUGAAGAUGACGAUAUGGGAUAUAGAUUGGAACAGGUCGGCUUGCCGAUCACCCGGCCGCCCGAGCGAUUGGCUCGAUACACGAUGGUCAAGCACGUCAAACGUAAACCGCUCGCUCACGCCGUCCGGCUCAAGUUGGUGCACACCAGCCAAAAACGUUACAGGGCCGACGGGCUGAACACGCUCAAGUACGAAGUGUUCCGGGUGGACACCGAGAAGCUGUACACCCGGAUACUGGUCGGAGUCGGUGACAUGCCCGACUAUGUCCGAUCGUUCGAAGUCUCCCGGCGAUCCACCGCGUCGCAGAACAAGAGGUGGAAAUGAUCGCGCUGCAUAAUGACUGCACUAUCAAUAAUAAUAUAUAAUAUAUGCUGCAGUAGGUAUGUUUGUUAAUUGGAUAGCCAGUAAUCCUAGUUCGUGAUGCAGUGCGACUAUUUUAUUGAAGUUUAUUUUUUUAAACGACGUACCUAUAUUAUCUCGGUAAAGUACAAGGAGGCUAUUAGUCGUAUAUAAAAUUGCAUUAAAAAAAAAAAAAAAAUUAAUUGCACUCAAAAGAUAUUUGCA